This is a messenger RNA of Porites evermanni, 1023 nucleotides long. Lineage: Eukaryota; Metazoa; Cnidaria; Anthozoa; Scleractinia; Poritidae. The record is from the annotation of a GenBank genome assembly.
UCUUUUACAGAAGAUUUGGAUCACAAAACGUACAGCAGCAUGACCAACCAGUUCUGCUUUCACAAAUUGGAUCACCUGAGGAAACUCGUUGAACUGCAAAGAAGUUUUAUGUACAUAUUGUGUGUUUUAUAUUUGCUGUUUUCGAUGGUGGCGUCCAUUGGAAAUCUUACUGUUAUUUACGCUCUGUGGAGAGCCUCCUCAAUGCCUAAUACCGUAAAAAAAUUGUUCCUGAGUCUCGCUUUUUCUGAUCUUGCUGUUGGAAUACUCUCCCAACCGAUGUUUGGCGUUAUAAUCGCAGUGAUGUUGAGUAUAGCGUAUGCGGAUCGCUAUAUCAGUUAUACAUCUUUCUGCCCAACAAUUUUGAGCGUAUUUUAUUUUUUCAAUUUUCUUCUUUCAUGUGCAUCGUUUAUGAACGUUACAGCCAUUGCAGUUGAUCGACUCUUAGCUAUUUCACUUCACCUUCGAUAUCACGAAUUCAUCACGUCCAAACGUGUUAUUUCAGCAUUGGUGUGUUUAUGGAUAGUAAGCUUUAUCGUUGCGACAUUGUUCAUUGUACUGCCAAAUGGCAGUGACAUGGUGGCUGCUAUAACUGUAUGUCUUGGACUUUUUUUGGCAAGUGUGGCAUAUAUUCGCAUUUACAAAGUUGUCAAGUAUCAUCAGAAUCGAAUACAAGGCCAAACGCAGCAGCAAAAUCCUCAAGAAAUGGAACAACUCCGACAAAAGAAGUCUGCCUAUAAUGCUUUCUUCGUCUUCUUGGUUUUCGUAGCCUGUUAUUUUCCACUAUUUAUUUUUGUAAUAUUAGAUACGGUAAACAGUUCACAAAUUUCACUGGCAGGGAAGCAUGCCUCUAUUUUCUUGGUUCUUUUAAAUUCCUCAUUGAACCCCGUCGUGUACUGCUGGCGAAAUCGAGAAAUUCGUGAAAUUGUGAAAAGAACAUUCAAGGAGGUAUUUUGCAUAAAAUUAACUGGGUUAUCAUCACAUGGAAAGAGAAUAUUUGUACGCUCGAUUGUCCCUAGACAAUAA